Messenger RNA from Chelonus insularis, 514 nucleotides. RefSeq names its product lisH domain-containing protein FOPNL. NCBI's taxonomy places the organism in Eukaryota, Metazoa, Arthropoda, Insecta, Hymenoptera, Braconidae. The record is from RefSeq and is a predicted model, not a curated record. Bases 107 to 514 code for a protein of 135 amino acids. The transcript has 3 exons. Gene Ontology annotation, molecular function: protein binding. Gene Ontology annotation, cellular component: centrosome. Gene Ontology annotation, biological process: microtubule anchoring.
UUGUGUGUAUAACAAUGGUUGUCAUUGGCAACCAACUGUAAUGCUGUUGUCAAACGUCAUUUUUUUAUGUUAUGAUUUAGUGCUCGAAUAAUAAAGUUUUUUAAAUAUGAGUACUGAAAGUGAUUUAAUAAAUGCUGUUCGUGACUCUUUAGAGACUGAUGGUGAAUUAAGACGAAUUAAAGCAGAAGUACGUAAAAAAAUAAUGAACUUAUUAGAUUCUUCACCAUCUAACAGAAUCAAACAUUCCAAUUUAUCACAUAAUGUUCUACUUGUUAAUGAACUAAUUCGAGAAUAUUUGGACUGGAUAGGAUAUAAAUAUACAUUGAGUGUCUUAACAUCAGAAAGUGAUUUAAAAAAUCAUCCAUUAGAUCGUACAACUCUAUCAGAAGCUCUAGGAAUUGAUGAUGGUGAAAAGACGAAACAACUACCACUAUUGUUUUGCGUUAUUCAAACAUUAAAAAAUUUAAAAACUACUUCGAAAACUACUACUAAUAGUAAUAAUUAUAUAAUUUAA